AGGACGGCGAGCAUGACCAAUCUAGCUAGUCUUCCAACACGCUACUACCAUGUCAAAUUUCGUUCCAUAUCAGCAAAGCUAUGGAACUUAUCAGCAGCCUUAUCCCAUCGUAUAUGCAACUGGUUCAGGACCUCCCCAGUUGCUUCAGCCAACGGCGGCGCAUUAUCCCCCUCGAUUCCCGCCGCCGCCACAAGCAGUGGCCUCGACUUAUCAAUUUCAUGUUCAGCCUCCACGUCUGCCAAGCGUGGCAGUCGCUGAGAUCAUACCAGCUAUCUCUCCAGAAAUAGCAUCCAAAGAGGUGCAACGGCUCAUCCUUGCCCAGCUGCAGACCUCGGAAUAUGAUUCGAUCGAACCCCCCGCGUUGAAGAGAUUAGAGAUAGAAGUCGUAGUCUUCAUUCAGGAACUAUUUGAACGCGCCCACCAGUACGCUAACCUUGCCAAUCGCGCAAUACCGAUAGCAAAGGAUAUGCUAGUGGCUUGCGAAGAGCGAGAUCUGAAAACAAAGGAUCUACGCGCAGUCGCUGCAGAAUAUAUGAAAGUUUCUGCUGAACCAGCCGAACCAAUUUUCGAACUGCCGCCUUCACGAUCGCAGUCACCCGAACUCCUUCCUUCAGAUGACGAGAAUAUGCCGCCCGCCGUGCCAGGGACUCUACGCCAGCUUCCAACCCAUUUCCCUGCAUUGCCACCAAAGCAUACGUAUCUCAGAACACCAGCCUCUCCCCCUAAAAAAGCCGCGCUUCCCUCACUCGAAAGAAAACUCAAAACUGCAGGGCUGGUUCAGGAGUCUCUGAAGAAUCUGCUUACGGCUACGGAGGAUAAUCUCGGACAAGAAGACGGCGAAUUGCUUGGUCAUAUCGUAAACUGGGAAGCCUCCACGUACCCACGGAAACGGUGGAAAGUUUCAGGUUAACCAUUUAAUUUCGUGUAUACUUAGGCCUUGCAUUGGGCGUCACAUCGUCAUGUUUGUGCCAAUUGAAUGAUCUCCAUUUCAACAUCGCUAUGAC
This is a messenger RNA of Suillus clintonianus, 1004 nucleotides long. RefSeq lists its product as uncharacterized. Bases 50 to 910 code for a protein of 286 amino acids. The record is from RefSeq and is a predicted model, not a curated record. Gene Ontology annotation, molecular function: protein heterodimerization activity. NCBI's taxonomy places the organism in Eukaryota, Fungi, Basidiomycota, Agaricomycetes, Boletales, Suillaceae. Gene Ontology annotation, cellular component: transcription factor TFIID complex. The transcript has 4 exons. Gene Ontology annotation, biological process: transcription initiation at RNA polymerase II promoter.